UCCUUUUGCUUUCAUGCAACGCCUGGUAGCCUGGGAUCAGGCAUGCCACCCCCUUCAGCCCGCGGCCUUUAAAUCCAUGGAAGUGGCUAACUUCUAUUACGAGGCGGACUGUCUGGCUGCUCUGAACAAGCUGCACCCCCGGGCGGCGGGGGCCCGCUCCAUGACCGAGCUCACCGUGGGGGAUCACGAGAGAGCCAUCGACUUCAGCCCUUACCUGGACCCUUUAGCAUCGCAGCAACAGCAGCAGCCGCCGCCGCCGCAGCAACAGCAGCCGCCGCCUCCUUCCACGGCAGCAGGGGGCAACUUUGAGCCUGUUUGCAGCAGCGGCGGGAGCAGCGGCCAAGAUUUCCUCUCCGAUCUCUUCUCCGAGCAGGACUAUAAAGGCGGCGGGAAGAAGCACCCCGACUACGCUUACAUCAGCCUAAGCAGACACAGCCACCACCCGGGCGUCGGACAGAGCCAUAAAGCCGGGUCGCUGCUGGGCUGCUUCCCGCCGCAGAUGGUGGAGACCAAAGUGGAGCCGGUCUUCGAGCACUUGGAUUCUUGCAAAGGGGCCCGCAAGGAAGAAGGCGGCGGCGGCGGAGGAGGAGCAGGGCCCGGCCUGGGGGGAAUGUCCUCGCCUUACGGCAGCACCGUCCGCUCCUAUUUGGGCUACCAGUCCGUGCCGAGCGGGAGCAGCGGGAACCUCUCCACCUCUUCGUCCUCCAGCCCUCCCGGCACCCCGAACCCGUCCGAUUCCUCGAAAUCCGCGUCGGUCGGAGGAGGAAGUGGUGGCGGCGGCGUUUACCCGGCAGGCCCCGGCGGCGGCGGCAGCGGCAAGAACAAGUCCAAGAAGAGCGUGGACAAGCACAGCGACGAGUACAAGAUCCGCCGCGAGAGGAACAACAUCGCCGUGCGCAAGAGCCGCGACAAAGCCAAGAUGCGCAAUCUGGAGACGCAGCACAAAGUCUUGGAACUGACGGCCGAGAACGAGAGGCUCCAAAAGAAAGUCGAGCAGCUGUCCCGGGAACUCAGCACCCUCAGGAACUUGUUCAAACAGCUGCCCGAGCCGCUUUUGGCCUCCUCCGGACAUUGCUAGCCUUUCCCCUCCCCGUUGACCCCGAACAGCUGGACGCCGCUGGAAACAACGCUGUGGUUUGGGCAGGCGGGAGGGUUGGGGAGGCUUCCGGGAAGGAAUGAAGCGGUG
This is a messenger RNA of Protobothrops mucrosquamatus (brown spotted pit viper), 1186 nucleotides long. RefSeq names its product CCAAT enhancer binding protein beta (gene CEBPB). NCBI's taxonomy places the organism in Eukaryota, Metazoa, Chordata, Lepidosauria, Squamata, Viperidae. Gene Ontology annotation, molecular function: RNA polymerase II cis-regulatory region sequence-specific DNA binding; DNA-binding transcription factor activity, RNA polymerase II-specific. The record is from RefSeq and is a predicted model, not a curated record. Bases 14 to 1078 code for a protein of 354 amino acids. The transcript has a single exon. Gene Ontology annotation, biological process: regulation of transcription by RNA polymerase II; regulation of cell differentiation; DNA-templated transcription.